Pneumocystis carinii B80 is the source of this 780-nucleotide messenger RNA. RefSeq lists its product as hypothetical. The transcript has 3 exons. Gene Ontology annotation, biological process: proteasome-mediated ubiquitin-dependent protein catabolic process. The coding region runs from base 29 to 736 and encodes 235 amino acids. Gene Ontology annotation, cellular component: nucleus; cytoplasm. Gene Ontology annotation, molecular function: protein binding. The record is from RefSeq and is a predicted model, not a curated record. Lineage: Eukaryota; Fungi; Ascomycota; Pneumocystomycetes; Pneumocystales; Pneumocystaceae.
UAGGGCUUUAAACCUUUUAAAGUCUCUCAUGCGAUCUUCAUCGUUAAUGGCUUCCAGAACCCUUUUAGAAACCAAACGGUAUACACCAGAAGAAUGGAAACGACGUUGUGAACAAAUUGAUAUUUCAAAGACUGCUUUAAAUUACUUGAUAUUAAAUUUUUUUAUUAUUGAAGGAUAUGAAUCAUCAGCUUUAAAGUUUAUUGAAGAAGCACGUCUUUCUCCUCUAGAAGGUCUUGAAUGGAUGGGAGAACGGAUGAAUGUUUUGAAUGCGAUUUACCGGGGCGAUAUUUUGUCUGCAAUUGAAAAAAUGAAUGAAAUGGAUCCAGAGCUUUUAGAUACCCGACCUGCUGUUCAUUUUAUGUUAUUGCGUUUGCAAUUGAUUGAACUUAUACGAAUUGCAUUAUAUUCUCCUAAUACGGAUCUUAUGCCUAUUUUAGAGUUUGCAGAGAUACAUUUAGCAUCAAGAGCGCCUAAAGAUGCAGGAUUUUUGCAAGAUCUGGAGUCUGCAAUGGCUUUGCUAUGUUUUUCAUCGAAUAAUCUAAUACCAGCUUUAAAACCAUUGCUAGAUCUUUCUUUACGAAAGACAGUUGCUUCAAGCGUUAAUACAGCUAUACUUGAAGCUCAGGGUUUACUACAACAAUCAAAAAUUAAAACUCUUUUGCGUUUAUGGGGUUGGAGCGAGAAAAAACUAAGAAAAGAACUAGAUUUUCCUACAUUUAACUUCACCGAGAACUAAUCAAGAUAACAUGAUGCAUUUCUAGACAGAUUUUCUUUCUUUUU